AUGAAAGCUUUUGGAUUGCAAUUAACAAGAGAAGAGGGUUGGUGCAAUUCCUACAUUGGACGACACAGUUAUUUCAAAAAUAAAGGCCAACCAUUGAGUUUACAGGGCCGUUGUUUUACAUACUCGUCUACAAUACACGAAAUACUGCACGCUUUGGGAGUAUUUCACGAACACGUACGGCCGGAUCGAGACAAGUAUUUAAAGAUACUUUGGGAGAAUAUUCGUCCUGAGUGUAUGCUUUUAGCUAGUGUGCAUAAUUUCAAGAAACGGCCAAAACAGUUAGCAAGAACGACAACAAUGUAUGAAUACGAUUCACUCAUGCACUACGGUCCAUAUAUGGCUUCUAAAGGAUUUCACAAAAUGACGAUGGUUCCUAUAAAAGACGUAAAAAGGAAUUUAAGACUAAUGUCCAGAAAAAACAAACAUUUCACAGCUUCCGAUAGUAUUAAAGUCAACACGUUGUAUCAAUGCAACCUGGUGUAG
Messenger RNA from Hydractinia symbiolongicarpus, 483 nucleotides. Its product is annotated as astacin-like metalloprotease toxin 2. The transcript is spliced from 4 exons. Gene Ontology annotation, molecular function: metalloendopeptidase activity. The coding region runs from base 1 to 483 and encodes 160 amino acids. Lineage: Eukaryota; Metazoa; Cnidaria; Hydrozoa; Anthoathecata; Hydractiniidae. The record is from RefSeq and is a predicted model, not a curated record. Gene Ontology annotation, biological process: proteolysis.